Phascolarctos cinereus (koala) is the source of this 1518-nucleotide messenger RNA. The record is from RefSeq and is a predicted model, not a curated record. Lineage: Eukaryota; Metazoa; Chordata; Mammalia; Diprotodontia; Phascolarctidae.
AGGGGGGAGGGCGGGGAUUGAUUUCUUCAUGGUCGGAAGUCUUCAAGAAGAGACAAGAAGACUAGCCACUGAGGCUGCAGGAGGGAUUAGUGGUUAAAUAGACUACUUGUCCUCUGAGGUUCCUUCACCAUCCCGAACAAGUUCUGUGUGAUUCCUCCUCUUUGACCGGAUUUCCCUGUCCCAGGAAUCAUUUAGGUUAGAAGUUUGGGAAGAUGGGCUUAUGCUAACACUAUCUCCUCUUUUUUCUCCAUUCUGCCUUUUGUCUCUGGGCUUCGAGGUUACUUUCCGGGAGAUAAUAGGUUAAUUGCAGCUGACUUGGGGGCAGUCCAGGGUGGGGAUCGGUCCUUUUAGUCCAAAUUCCAGCUAGGAGAAGUAGCCCGGAACCCAGGAACUUCAGAAGGAAUACAUGCUGUGAAGCCAGGCUGCUGUAGCUGAGAGCCUUAUCAGAAUGAGGAGAAUUGGACAGCUUCCGAGAGGGACCCAGGAGCCAGUGCGGCUCACCCGGCAUCAGGCAGGAAGGACGCGGGGAACCCCAGGAUUAGUUUUCAGCAGUGGAGAGAAAUGGAAGCAAAUGCAGCACUUCUCUCUAGCUACUCUGAGGAAUGGAUGGGGGAGAGGAGCAUUGAGGAGCGAGUCCAAGAAGAGGCAAAGUUCCUGGUGGAAGAAUUUAAAAAGCAAAUGCAAAUUACUGGAAGCAGAGGAAGUACCCAUCAAGAAGAAUGGCUGAACAAAUCACAGUAUAUGAAUAUAAUGUAAUAUUCUUGUUUUGAAAGAAAUGUCCAUUUCAGAGGAGCCUGGGAAGUAAGCUGAUGCCAUUUACUGUUUCCUUUUGCUGUCUUUUCAUUAAUUCUCAAUCCUUUGCAAUCUGGUUUCCAAACUGAUCAUGCAAUUAAAGCUGCUCUAUCCAAAGUACAGAACCAUUUUAUAAAGUAAAAAUUUGUACAGUAACAAUAACAUUGUAAAGGAAAGAAAUUUUGAAAGACUAAGAACUCUAAUCCAUUCAAUGAUCAACCACAAGUCUAAAGGAUCAGUGAUGAACCUUCCUCCCGACAAAGUUAAUGGCCUCAAGGUACAGAAUGGGACACAUUUUUGGACAUGGCCAAAGCAUGGAUUCAGUUUGCUUGACUAUGCUAUAAGUUGCAAGGAUUUUAUUCUUUUAGUGAGGUAUGGGAAGGAAUUGAAGAGAUAGGAUAGUACAGGUAUACCUCUUUUUUAUUACACUUUGCUUUAUUGUACUUCAAAGAUGUUGUUGUUAUUGUUGUUUCCAAAUUGAAGGUAUGUGGCAACCCUGCACUGAACAAGUCCAUCAGCACCAUUCUUCCAACAGCAUGUGCUCAUAUCACAUCUCUGUGUCACAUUUGGGUAAUUCUCACAUUUCAAACUUUUUAAAAUUAUUAUAUCUGUUAUGGUGAUCUGUAUUCAGUGAUCUUUGAUGUUACUAUCGUAAUUGUGUUGGGGCACCACUAACCAUGCCCACAUAAGACAGCAAACUUAGCCAAUAAAUGUUUUAUGUGUUCU